AUGAUCUGUGACAUUCAAGAGUCAGUGAAAUCUUACAGAGGUUGUGCCCUUGCAGCCAAGUCACCACCAGUAAAAUUUCAACUGUGGCCUAAAACCGACAGUCCAUGGACCAGGCUUCAUAUAGAUUCUACUGGACCAGUAAAUGGCGUAUAUUACCUGAUUAUGGUAGAUAGUUACACUAAGUGGCUGGAAAUAUGUAGAUGUAGGAAACCAACCUCUAUGGUAACAAUAGAAUUACUUCAUGAACUCUUUGCAGGAUAUGGUGUCCUGGACACCAUAGUAUCCAAUAAUGGUAUGCAGUUGGAGUUUAAAAAGUUUUGCAAAUGUACACAAUUGAACACAUCUCUACUCCACCAUAUCAUCCAAGAUCAAAUGGGCAAGCAGGAUGGUUCGUGGAUACAUUUAAAAGAGCAUUAA
Molecule: messenger RNA, 417 nt
Organism: Octopus bimaculoides (California two-spot octopus)
Lineage: Eukaryota; Metazoa; Mollusca; Cephalopoda; Octopoda; Octopodidae
Source: RefSeq, a predicted model, not a curated record